GAAAACCAAAGAACUUUGUUCCGUUGAUAAUUGGUGAUGACGCACGUGAUAUAUUCCGAGGGACCCCUUCGCGAACAGUCCAUACGAUUCACCAGACUGCUGACACACGACGUAUUGAUGAAUGUAUGCUGUGUCGAUCAUCUUCCAGAAUACUCCACACCUAAAGUCGGCUACCAGGACUCGAAUUGACAUCCGAGCGAAGACCUCAGAUCCUCUGGAACACCAGUCGUCCAUUGAACAAUAUGAAAUUGGCUCGGAGUUUGGUGGCUGAACCCAGGUAUGUCUACCACACGUGCAACAAUGGCGCGCCUCUUUUCUCCAUUCCCUACCACAGAGAUCCUUGAAGUCAUCGAUAUCAAUCCACCAACCAGCAAUCAUUCAGUCCCCUUCGUAGACCCGACCCAACCCACCAUCUAAUAAGACAAUGCGAUUGGCCAAAGUCAUCUUGUAUGAUGUCUUUCGAUUUUAUAGAAAGAUCGAUCAUGGGGAUCGUGUACACGUAUUUGUUUCAGGGGGGUCAUGGUUUAGGGUUCAGGUAUUUCUACUACUCGUUUCCCACGCUGUUGUUUCCAUGUCCGGUUACGAUCAAGGUAUGUGUGUAUGAACUACCGUGUCCAAUAAAGUCAAUGGGAACCUUUGUACCUCGGACGACGCAGAACGGCCAAGUACUGGGGCGGAGACGGGGGCGACUUUAACUCUUCCUUGGAGUCCUACCUAUUCCCAUAUUCUUCUCCUCCCACCCCAAUUACUACUCAUAUGUGUAUGUAGUGGAGAAAUCAC
Aaosphaeria arxii CBS 175.79 is the source of this 780-nucleotide messenger RNA. RefSeq lists its product as uncharacterized. The record is from RefSeq and is a predicted model, not a curated record. The transcript has a single exon. Lineage: Eukaryota; Fungi; Ascomycota; Dothideomycetes; Pleosporales. The coding region runs from base 450 to 695 and encodes 81 amino acids.